Molecule: messenger RNA, 540 nt
Organism: Gregarina niphandrodes
Lineage: Eukaryota; Apicomplexa; Conoidasida; Eugregarinorida; Gregarinidae
Product: histone H2A
Exons: 1
Coding region: 1-540 (179 amino acids)
Cellular component (GO): nucleosome
Molecular function (GO): DNA binding; structural constituent of chromatin; protein heterodimerization activity
Source: RefSeq, a predicted model, not a curated record
AUGGAUGGUUCUGGUAAAGCUGGCAAGUAUGGUGGCAAAGUCGGAGGCAAGGUUGGCGGGAAGUUGGGUGGAAAGGGCAAGGCGAGCUCGGGUAAGUCGAAGAAGGCCCCUACGACCCGAGCUGCCCGGGCUGGUCUGCAGUUUCCGGUGGGUCGUAUCCACAGGAUGCUGAAGCUGCGCGUGCCCGCUGACGGUCGUGUAGGGUCUACUGCGGCCGUGUACGCCGCGGCCAUUUUGGAGUAUCUGACAGCCGAGGUGCUCGAGCUGGCGGGCAAUGCUAGCAAGGAUCUCAAGCAGAAACGUAUCACACCCAGGCAUUUGCAACUCGCCAUUCGAGGAGACGAAGAGCUCGACCGACUGAUUAAAGCUACCAUUGCCGGAGGCGGCGUCAUUCCGAAGGUGCAAAAGAUUUCGGAACAAGUCGAGGAGGGGCUCGAGUCGCCGCUGAACACAUACAUGCCUGCACCGACCACCAACGACAUCACCAUUCCACCUGCCACUGUUGCACAGCCGCAACAACCCGGCAACAGUCUUAUCUAA